AUGUCUCGGGAGGGAAGGAGGGACAGGGACGAUGGAGGCGGCAAGACCAAAAUCUCCCUCCUGGUCCGCAACCUGCCCCUGGAUGCCAGGCCCGACGAAAUUCGUGUGAAGUUCGAGAAAUACGGACGCGUGCGCGAUGUCUACCUCCCACGCGACUAUUACUCUGGUCGCCCCAAAGGCUUUGGGUUCGUGGAGUUCCUGGACGUGAGGGAGGCGGACGACGCCAUCUACCACCUGGACCGCACUGACUUCAUGGGCCGCGAGAUCACCGUCAUCCACAGCCGGGAGUCGCGCAAGACGCCCAACGACAUGCUUGCGCGCGAGAGGGAUGCCCCUCCUCGUGGCGGUAGCGACUAUGGCCGCCGGGGCGGCCGCUCCCGGAGCCGCAGCCCCUCCCGCGACAGGAGGCGGCGCCGAUCCCCAAGCCGCUCCCGCUCCGGCGACCGGCGCCACGGCCGCUCCCGCUCCCGGUCUGCUGGCAGGGAUGGGCGCAGGCGGUCCAGCCGCCGCAGCCCCAGCCGAAGCCCGGGGAAGGAGCCCGAGGUCACGCUCACCCCCGCCCCGCAUGGCAUCCCGCUCGCCCAAGGCCUCCCCACCAGCCCGGUCAGCAUCCCGGUCGCCGGCACCUGGGUCGCCCCGGGCCACAAGAUCGGGUUUGCGCUGGUAGACAGCCUGGCCAUGUCCGAGGGCAUCUCCAUGGACAAGCAGCAGGAGAAGGCGGCUGUGGGCCGGGGCACCCUGGCCGGCCGCAGCGUCAUGCUCGUGAAGCCCCAGACCUUCAUGAACCGCAGCGGACAGAGCGUGGGCGCCCUCGCGAGGUACUACAAGGUGCCGCUGGAGCGCGUCCUGGUCGUCGCCGACGACCUGGACACGCCGCUGGGCGCGCUGCGCCUGAGAGCCAAGGGCAGCAACGCGGGGCACAACGGCAUGCGCAGCCCCUUCUCGCGGCAAGAAAGGGAGGUGGCCGAGGUGGGCCUGGCAGAGGCGGUGGACGUGGUACGGGCGGUGCUGACCCUGGGCUUACAAAAGGCCAUCUCAGGGGUCCGGGUCGACGCCCAGGGGAAGCAGUAUGCCGUGCAGGCCCCGCCCAAAGCGACCGGCACCAAGAGGAAGGCAGGCACGGGCGAGGCGGAGGCAGCAUCGAGCACGCCGCCGGAAGCUGUCGCGCAAGUCUGA
Molecule: messenger RNA, 1176 nt
Organism: Auxenochlorella protothecoides
Lineage: Eukaryota; Viridiplantae; Chlorophyta; Trebouxiophyceae; Chlorellales; Chlorellaceae
Product: Peptidyl-tRNA hydrolase, chloroplastic
Exons: 8
Coding region: 1-1176 (391 amino acids)
Molecular function (GO): peptidyl-tRNA hydrolase activity; RNA binding
Source: RefSeq, a predicted model, not a curated record